This is a messenger RNA of Puccinia graminis f. sp. tritici CRL 75-36-700-3, 1934 nucleotides long. RefSeq lists its product as uncharacterized. Lineage: Eukaryota; Fungi; Basidiomycota; Pucciniomycetes; Pucciniales; Pucciniaceae. The record is from RefSeq and is a predicted model, not a curated record. The transcript has 5 exons. Bases 476 to 1387 code for a protein of 303 amino acids.
UUGUACUCAAGUACUUUUAUGUACAAAAUUCCCUGUCAAUCGCCGUCAUUGGAAAAAUCAUCCUAAAUCAUCACCAUCUAGCUGCAUAGAUACAGCGGUACUGCAUGUGUCCCUCACACGAUAUUAUCUUUAUUUCGGUAGCUUUCAACCUCCUAUGUUGGGCAGCCUACUUUAGUACUUUAGCCAACUCCGCAAUCAAGUAUCAGGUCGGAGGAUCCAUGAAUAUUGAUUGCGGCUUGCCUGAACAUCAACACUUCUAAAAAAAAAAUCUCCAAGGCAGUUUUUCCUUUCUUUUCUUGAUACGCAUCUCCUUCCGUCCGUUCGGUCUGAGUCAGCCCUGUAUGUUAGCUCUUCCACCAAAUUUGAAGCACCGAUCAUACUAAUUAUAGCAAGCACUCAGUACAUUCGCCGUUAGCCCCAGUCCAGGAACACGCAUUUUUCUCCAAAUUAUCCUACGUCUUACUUCUCUUUCGAAAUGAUGACCCAAGAGUCACCCGAAAUUCCUGGAGUAGGGAGGAAGGAAGAUUAUGCGCUUGGCCGGAGUUCAACCGAAUCAAAACGACUAUCUGAUCAGCAUGAGGUCCUACUCAAAGCUGCCGGAGGCUACAUCCCAGUCCCAUUAUCAAUUGAAUGCGAAAUGCUUGAGGCAAUCCUUGACGUCGGAACUGGUAAUGGCGCUUGGCUAUUAGGCCUUCGACAGUCGGGAAUAAUACCUAACUCGGUUGAGCUAGUGGGUGUCGAUGUUAGUGAUAAAAUGAUGCCUAGCAUAGAGCUCGGCCGCAAGUUUGGUCUCAAUCUGCAAGUGAAAGAUCUCUGUGAACCAUUACCAAGUAGCUGGAAUGGGAAGUUUGACUAUAUACACGGGCGUCAUGUGUUCAUUUGGAUUGAGCCUUACAAAUGGUUAGACGUUAUGUGCAAUCUCAAACGUGCUCUCAAACCAGGCGGUACUCUUGUGAUCAUGUACCCCGGAGAAGUGCCAUACGACCAUAAAACUGAGAAGCCGUUGGCUAUCGAUACCGCGCCCAGAAGAUUAUUUUCGGCAUUUCUUCAGUAUACAGCAUCUGCCGGCUUACCUCGUCAAGCGGUUGCUUCUCUCCCCAAGCUACUACUUGAGGCUGGAUUCGACUCGGACUCAAUCGUUACCACAACCAAACGAGUCAACCUUGGAAGCGCUGAGCCAGAUUCAGCAUUGCGGCCGGCAUCAGCGCAUCACCUGGAUUUUUUGCUUGAAUUGAUGUACAAUCGUACUUCCUCUCCAGAAGAUGAUUUCCCGUCUCCCGGCGAUCACGUUGGAUGGGAAGAAUUGUUAGAAGGUUGGCAAGAAGCCACUGAUGCAGGAUUUUUUUACGAUCUUUUUAUCUUGUCGGCGAGAAAGCCGCAAAAUUGAAUCAAUGAUUGAUGCUAUUUGAUAAAAAAAAUCUGCCAGACGACGAAUAGGACCCACUUGAUAAAUGUCGAAUAUAUCUUUCAUGGGCCUAUAGUAUCAUAUCAUCCUGUUAAAAUCCCUAGCUAAUGUAAAAAUCACUAGAUCACCGUUGCUUCCACACAUUUUUCUCUCUAUUUUCUCAGUCAACUUGAUUGUUUCUCCAUUAUCUGCUUCCAUCUCUUUGUAUUUUAUGUUAAGUGCGCUAGUUCUCCUUUUUUCAUCUUCAAAUGCUUCUUCUCGAAUAUCAGUAGGUCAUUUGUGAUUCCAUAUUCUUCAGUUGUUUGGAGAUCUUUAUGUAGUUAAGAAUUCCUAACAUUUUCUCUCCAUAAAUAAGCGUAUCCGAUGAAUAGUUCCAGCCAUGCUAGAAAACAAAGGGCGAUGUUAAAGUAAAGAAUAUAGACUCUUGCUUGUUCAACUACACUGGCACGACAUGGACCAAGAGGAAGUUGAUGCUCGGGUCAAGAAAUAUAUCAUCAUAUGAGGUCUCCUCCAGUAGAUCUGACAAGAA